CCAAACGGCGCGGGCUCUGCGUAGAACUAUAGACUGUAUAAUCGAGAAUUAGUAGUGCCCCCCCCAAAAAAAAUAUAAUCGAAAUUUAAAACGAAAAAUUAAUAAUUAAGAACAGCACUUUGUGCUGAUAAAUUCGAAACCCCCUCGAAAUCAGUGAUCAAAGACCAUGGAGUACAAUAGCAUUUUGCGUUCGAACUUUUCGCGCAAUGAAUAUCGGCGAUAUAUAUCCUACGAACGCCAGUCGUUGGCAUCACAAUAUGAGCCGGGAGGCUACUCCGCGCUGCAAACGCCAACGCCUUCCAACCGAAACUCCGCCAACAUGACCCAGCGGGACGGCAUCAUCAAGUUCGAGAACGAGCGGAUCAAAACGCUGCAGGAGGAGCGAUUGCACAUUCAGAAGAAGACAUUCACAAAAUGGAUGAACUCGUUUCUGAUCAAGGCCAAAAUGGAGGUCGAAGACCUAUUCACAGACCUGACCGAUGGCAUCAAGCUGCUGAAGCUGCUGGAGAUCAUAUCGUCGGAGAAACUGGGCAAGCCGAACAGCGGACGCAUGCGCGUCCAUAAAAUCGAAAAUGUCAACAAGAGUCUGGCAUUCUUGCACACCAAGGUCCGUUUGGAGUCCAUUGGUGCUGAGGACAUUGUCGAUGGCAACCCCCGUCUCAUCCUGGGUCUCAUCUGGACCAUCAUUCUGCGGUUUCAGAUUCAGGAAAUUGAAAUCGAUGUGGAUGAGGAGAACGAGUCCAGCGAGAAGCGUUCCGCCAAAGAUGCGCUGCUUUUGUGGUGCCAGCGCAAGACGCAUGGCUAUCCGGGUGUCAACAUCACCGACUUUACCAACUCCUGGCGCUCGGGAUUGGGCUUCAAUGCGCUCAUCCACUCGCACCGUCCCGAUCUGUUUGAGUACAGCACCAUUGUCAAUUCGAAGAACUCCAACCUGGACAACCUUAACCAUGCCUUCGACACGGCCGCCAACGAAUUGGGCAUUCCCAGCCUGCUCGAUGCGGAGGACAUUGACUCGGCCCGACCCGACGAGAAGUCGAUCUUGACCUAUGUGGCCUCCUACUAUCACACCUUUGCACGCAUGAAGAACGAACAGAAGAGCGGCAAGCGCAUAGCGAAUAUUGUCGGCCAGCUGAUGGAUGCCGAUCGCAAGAAGAUGCAGUACGAGGGUCUGACCACAAACCUGCUGAGCUGGAUCCGCCAGAAGACGCUGGAGCUGGAGCAGCGCGACCUGCCCAACUCGCUGGAGGGCAUCCAGCGGGAACUGCUGGCCUUCAAGGAGUACCGCACCAUUGAGAAGCCACCCAAAUACAAGGAGCGCAGUGAGAUCGAGGCCCUGUACUUCACCAUCAACACCCUGCUGAAGGCCCUCAAUCAGCCGUCCUUCAAUCCCCAGGAUGGUCAGCUGGUCAACGACAUUGAGAAGGCCUGGCAGAUCCUCGAGUACGCCGAACAUCAUCGCGAGGUGGCCUUGCGGGAGGAACUGCUGCGCCAGGAGAAACUGGAGCAGCUGAACUACAAGUUCGAGAAGAAGUCGGUGCUGCGUGAGGGUUAUCUCAAGGAGAUGAUCCAAGUGCUGUCCGAUCCGCGCUACCUGCGCCAAGUGGAUGCCACUCUGAAGAAACACGAGGCCAUCUCUGCGGAUAUUCUCGCACGCGUUGAGCGAUUCAAUGACCUGACCGCCAUGGCCGAGGAGCUGGACAGGGAGAACUAUCAUGGCAAGGAGCGUGUGCGUCGCCGGGAGCAGGAGGUGAUGGCCAAGUGGCGCCAGUUGCUGGAGCUGCUGGAGAAUCAGCGUUUGAACCUCUCGCAGAUGAGCAACCUGAUGAAUUUGCUACGCGAAAUUGCCAGCACCACCGAAGCUGUGCGCGAGUUGCAGCAACAGUUCGCCUCCGAGGAUGUGGGUCCGCAUCUCCUAGGAGUGGAGGAACUCCUCCAGGCCCAUUCGCUGCAGGAGCUGCAGGUUAAUACCUACGGAGAAACCCUCAAACGCUUCAAUCGCCAGGCGCUGCCCUACAAGAGCUCGGAGCACAAGGAUGCCGCUCUGCUGGCCCAACGUCUCGCCGAUCUGGAGGAGGCCUAUUCGGAGCUGCUGCGUCGUUCGGCGGCGCGAAGAGCUCGCCUGGAGGAGGCCCGGAACUUCCAUCACUUCAUGGAGGACUACGACAACGAGGAGUCCUGGCUGGUGGACAAGCAGCGCAUCUGUAAAACCGGCAUCACGGCGAAGGAUUUGCGGGCAGUGCUCUCGCUGCAGCAGAAGCACAAGGCUCUGGAGGAUGAGAUCAAGUCGAGGAAACCGAAAUCCGGUCAGAUGUCCGAUGCGGGCAAGCGACUGAUUGGCGAGGAGCAUCCACGCUCUUCGGAAAUCCAAAGUAGGAUUGAUUCUUUGGCGGAACAUUGGCAGGCUUUGGAGGCUCUAGUGGAGCUGCGUCGCCGCCAAUUAGAGGACGCCGCCGAGGCCUACCAAUUCUACACGGAUGCCAACGAGGCCGAGUCCUGGCUGAACGAGAAGAUGGCGCUGGUUAACUCGAGGGAUUACGGAAACGAUGAGCCCUCGGCGCAGGCUCUGCUCCAACGUCAUCGCGAUCUGCAGGGUGAACUGAAUGCCUAUUCCGGGGACAUUCUCAAUCUCAAUCAGCAGGCCGAUAAGCUGAUUAAGGCGGGCAUUUGCACCCUGGAACUUUCCGCCGUGGAGCCGGAACUCCCGGAGCAGGAACAAGAGGAGUGGGUCAACGAGACGCGACUGGUGCCCAAAGAAGUCUGGGAGGACGAGUGGGUGGAGAAGCUGGAGCACAAGAAGGUCACCGAGACGAAGAUGCUGCCGCAUGUCAAAUCCCUCUUUCCCUUCGAGGGUCAGGGCAUGAAGAUGGACAAGGGCGAGGUGAUGUUGCUCAAGUCCAAGACCAACGACGAUUGGUGGUGUGUGCGCAAGGAUAACGGAGUGGAGGGAUUUGUGCCAGCCAACUAUGUGCGUGAGGUGGAACCCCGUCCAGUGGCCUGCAUUGUUCCGAAGGCAGAAAAGGUCAAAUCCCUGCAGAAGGUGAAGAAGACCAUCCUCGUUCGCCAAGUGGUUCCUGUCAAGAGAAUCAAACCAGUGAGUGUGGCACCCAAACCGCUCGUCCAAAGGAGAACCUCCACCCAGAGCAUCAACGAGAAUGCCGACAGCGUGGAGAAGCGUCAGCAGAGGAUCAAUCAGACCUACGACGAACUGCAGGAGAUGGCCCAGAAACGCCAUGCCCUCCUAGAGGACUCCAUCCAUCUCUUUGGCUUCUAUCGCGAGUGCGACGACUUUGAGAAGUGGAUGAAGGAGAAGGAGCGCAUGAUCAAGUCGGAUGAGGGCGAGGGCGUGGACAACGCGAAGCGCAAGUUCGAGAAGUUCAUCACGGAUCUCUCAGCUGCUUCGAAGCGAGUUGAGGAAAUCGAUGGCGCUGUGGACACCUUCCGCCGCCAGGGACACUCGCAGCUGGACAAGAUCAUCGCCCGUCAGCGACAGAUUCAUCAGAUUUGGCAGCGACUCAACAAUGCCAAGGCUCAGAGGGAAAAGAGCCUGGAAGGAGCCUCCAGCGUGGAGCUAUUCAAUCGCACCUGCGACGAGGCGAAGGUCUGGAUGAGCGAGAAGAUGCUGCAGUUGGACACGGCUGUCAUUACCCCAGAUCUCCGCACCGUUCAGGCGCUGCAGAGACGCCAUCAAAACCUCGAGAGAGAACUGGCUCCCGUGGAGGAAAAGGUCAAUCGGGUGACUUACCUAGGCAACUCGGUGAAGAAUUCCUAUCCGGCGGAGAAGGACAAUGUGAAUGCCCGCCAACAGGAAGUCCAGGACAUGUGGCAGCAGGUUCAACAGCGUGGCAGUGACCUCCGCAAUCGCAUCGAAAGCGAGGUGGGUCAGCAGAUCUUCAACAACAGUGCCAAGGUUUUGUUAGCCUGGAUUGAUUCGGUGAAGGAUCAACUGAAUGCCGAUGAGUCUGCAAGGGAUGUUGAGACUGCCAACAAUCUGCUGAAGAAGCACAACGAUUUGGGCGAUGAUAUCCGUGCCCAUGACACCGAAUUCGUGGAAGUCAUCCAAUUGGGAAAGCAGCUCUCCGAUGGCAAACCCCACAUGGCGGAGACUGUGGCCGUAAUUGAACGCCUGAAGGCCGAACAGGAUGCCAUCCAUCGCGGCUGGGCCGAGAAGCAAAAGUGGCUGCUGCAGUGUGUCGAACUGCAGAUGUUCAACCGGGAGGCGGACAAGAUCGAUGCCACCACCAAGAGUCACGAGGCCUUCCUGGAGUACAACAAUCUGGGAUCCUCUCUGGAUGAAGUGGAGGCCAUUCUGAAGCGCCAUCUGGACUUUGAGAAGAGCCUGAUGGCCCAGGACAAGAUCUUGAAGGGUUUCUCGGACAAUGCAGACAAGCUGAUUGCCAACGAUCACUACGAUUCGAAAUACAUCGGAGAUCGCCGCAAUCAGGUUCUGGGCAAGCGCAAGGCGGUCAGGGAUCGCGCCUUCGAGCGCAAGCGUCUUCUGCAGGCCUCCAAGGACUUCCACAAGUUCGCCGCCGAGGCGGAUGACCUCAAGGUUUGGCUGCAGGACAAGACGAGGAUUGCGGGCGACGAGAACUACCGGGAUCUGAGUAACCUGCCCCGCAAGUUGCAGAAGCACCAGGCCUUCGAGCGGGAACUCCGCGCCAACGAGGGUCAACUGAGGAAUGUGACCAAGGAUGGCCAGGCGCUCGUCCAGGCCGGCAAUCGAGUGCCCGAGGUGGAGUCGCGAGUGGCCGAUCUGAACAAGCGCUGGAAGGAUCUGCUCACCCUGUCCGAGGACAAGGGUCGUAAGCUGGAGCAGGCCGCCUCGCAGCGGGAGCACAAUCGCUCGCUGGAGGAUGCCAAGAAGAAGGUGGACGAGCUGGACGCUGCCCUGCGAAGUGGCGAUGUGGGCAACGAUUUGCGCAGCUGCAAGGAUCUGAUCAACAAGCAGCAGAUUCUCGAAUCGGAGAUCACCAUUUGGGAUCAAAAGGUGGCGGAACUAGUGUCCACUGGCGAUGACAUGGCCCACGAGGGUCACUUCAAUGCCCAGAAUAUCGAAGCGGGCACCAAGGAGCUGCAGCAGCGCUUCAAGGACCUUCGUGAUCCCACCCAGCGUAGGCGGGCCAAGCUGGAGGAGAGCUUGAACUACCACAAGUUUGUGUUUGAACUGGACUCGGAAUUCCAGUGGAUCAACGAUCAUUUGCCGGCGGCCAAGUCCAAUGAGCUGGGACAGAAUCUGCACCAGGCCCAAUCGCUGCACAAGAAGCACAAGAAGCUGGAGGCGGAGAUCAAGGGUCACCAGCCGGUGAUCAACAAGGCUUUGCUGGCGGGUCAAUCGCUGAUUGCGCAGCAGCAUCCGGAGCGCGAGCAGGUGGAGCAGCUGUGCCAGCAGCUGGAGCACGCUUGGCAGGAUCUGGAGCGGCACUGCGGCGAGCGAUCGCGCAAACUGGACAUGUCCCUCAAAGCCCAGCAGUAUCUGUUCGACGCCGGCGAGAUCGAGUCCUGGCUGGGUGAGCGCAACAAUGCCUUGCGAUCCACGGAAUAUGGCCGUGAUCGCGACUCGGCGGCCAAGCUGCUCACCAAGCACAAGACCAUCGAGCUGGAGCUGGACACCUACUCGGGCAUUGUCACUGAAAUGGGUCAUAGUUGCGCCGCCAUGGUGGCCGCCAAUCAUCCGGAUAGCAAAGUGCUGGCCGCCAAGCAGCAGUUGAUUGAGAAGAUGCUCAAAUCCCUGCACAAGUUGGCCUCCCAGCGACAGGGACGCCUCAUGGAGAGCCUCUACAAGCACGAGUAUUUCCUCGAGUCCGACGAAGUGGAGCAGUGGAUCAGGGAGCAGGAGCAGGCCGCCUCCUCGGAGGAUUACGGCCAGGACUUUGAGCAUCUGCAGCUGCUGCAGAAUAAGUUCGAUGAUCUGAAACACCGCGUGGAAGUGGGCGCCGAUCGAGUGGAUCAGUGUGAGUUGCUCGCGAAGAAGCUUAUUGAUUCCGAGAGUCCGUAUGCCAACGAGGUGGAGAAGCGACAGGAGCAACUGAGAACCUCCUGGGAGAACCUCUUGCAACUGCUGAACCAGCGGGAGCAGAAGCUCCAUGCGGCUGGCGAGAUUCACCGCUUCCAUCGCGACGUGGCAGAGGCUCUGUUCCGCAUUCAGGACAAGAAUGCCGCGCUUUCUCAGGAACUCGGCAGGGAUUUGAACUCCGCCUUGGCACUCCUCCGCAAACAUGAGGGUUUCGAGAACGAUCUGGUUGCCUUGGAGGCUCAACUGCAGGUGCUAGUGGAGGAUUCCGUGCGCCUGCAGGCCAAGUAUCCUUCGAAUGCCGCUGCCAUUGCCCAGCAGCAGGAUAAGGUGGUGGCCGCCUGGAAUGACCUGAAGGAGAGGUCCACUGCUCGCGGAGAUCGUCUGGCUGCCAGCUCGGAUUUGCAGACUUUCUUGACAGAUGUGAGGGAUAUUGUUUCCUGGUCUUCCAAUCUCCGUGCUGCUUUGCAAGCAGAGGAACAUGUAAGCGAUGCCGCUGGAGCCACCGCCCUGAAAAUCCAACACGAUGCCAUUUAUGGAGAAAUCGAGGCGAGGGAGGAUAAGUUCCGGUACCUCAACGAACUCAGCGAUUCCAUGGUUCAAACUGGUCACUAUGCCGCCGCCGAUGUGGAGGAAAAGUGCGCCGCCAUGUUGGAUGAGCGCCAGAAGCUGCACGCCGCCUGGAACAAGAAGAAGAUUAUGCUGGAGCAGAAAAUCGAUUUGUUCUGCUUCCUGCGCGAUGCCAAGCAGAUUGAUAACCUAUCCAGCUCCCAGCAGGCUGCCCUGAGUAGCUCCGAUUUUGGCCAGACGGUGGAGGAUGUGCAGAACAAGAUCAGGAAGCACGACGAAUUCGAGCGACUGAUUCAAACGCAGGAGGAGAAGGUGGCCCUGCUGCAGGAGCACGGACGCAAGCUGAUCGAGCAGCGUCACUACGACAGUGCGAAUAUCCAGACUAUUCUCCAGGGAGUCCUCGCCCGUCGCCAAAAGGUCAAGGAUUUGUGUGCGGUGCGUAGAUACAAACUAGAAGAUGCUCUGCUCUACGCGAAGUUCGUGAGAGAUUGCGCGGAGGCAGAGUCCUGGAUAAAUGAGAAGCAGAAGAAGCUGGAAGCUGAUGCGGCUAGCUAUGCGGAGGUCACUAAUCUAGAUGAGAAGAUCAAGAAGCUGCAGAAACACCAGGCCUUCCAGGCCGAGGUGGCCGCCAAUCAGGGUCGCAUUCAGGAGAUCCAAGAUACGGGAGUCAUACUCCUCAGCAAACAGCACGAAUCCUCGCCUGAAAUUAAGCUGGCCAUUGAGAGGGUACUCCAAGCUUGGCAGGGAUUGCUGGCGGAGCUGGAGCAGCGCGGCCGCGGGCUGGAGGAGGCCCAGGACAGCCUGGAGUUCAACAGUCAGCUGGACAAGAUCGAGGCCUGGAUCCGUGACAAGGAGAUGAUGGUCCAAGCCAGCGACACUGGUCGCGAUCUGGAGCACUGCAAUGCGCUGAUGCGGAAACUCGAUGACGUGGACUCCGACAUGCGGGUGGACGAUCAGCGGGUGAAGCACAUCAACCAGCUGGCCGACAAGCUGAUCAACCAGGCUCAAGUCCCCGCGGAUACCCAGAGUGUGGAUAAGAGAAGGAAGGACUUUAACUACAAUUGGCGGCAACUCCAAGGUGCCUUGAAUGCCUAUCGUGCCUUGCUGGGCGGAGCCAACGAGAUCCAUGUCUUCAAUCGCGAUGUGGAUGACACGGCGGAGCGGAUAGCUGAAAAAUCACUGGCCAUGAGUUCUACUGACACAGGCAGGGAUCUGGCUGCAGUGGAGGCUUUGAUCCGCAGGGAGGAGGCUUUGGAGAGGGAUAUGUCUGCUGUUAAGCAAAAGAUUGAUCAGCAUGAAACGGCUGCUGAAUUCCUCAUCAAAAAAUAUCCCGAACGUGGAGCUGUUCAUAUCGAAAGGAAGCUGGAAGAGCUGCAUAAAUCCUGGGGAAAUCUGCAAGCUUUGUCUGUGAAGAGGCAGAGCAUCUUGAAUGAAGCUUACUUAGCACACAAGUUUGUCUCGGAUGUCAAAGAACUAGAGCUGUGGGUCAAUGAUAUGAUCAAGAAGAUGAACAAUACACAGGCUCCAUCCACCAUCAACGAUUGCGAGACCCAGUUGGAGUUGCACCAGGAACGCAAGGUGGAAAUCGAGGGAAGGGAGGAGGCCUUUGCUGGACUAAAACAACAGGGAGAUCAACUAAGCUCCAGGCCACAACAACAGCAGCCGGAGAAUGUGAAGAGAUACCUGCUGGUCCUCGAAGAACUCCACUCCAACCUCAACGAAGCCUGGAGCGAGAGGGCCAGGGAUCUGACCGAGGCACAUCAACUGCAGCUCUUCAAGGCGCAAGUGGAGCAGGUGGAGAUCUGGCUGGCCAACAAGGAGGCCUUCCUCAACAACGACGAUUUGGGAGACUCCUACACAGCCGUAGAGAGACUCCUCAAGAAGCACGAUGAAUUCGAGAAGCUGCUGCAAUCCGAUCAUGUGGACACUUUGCAGAAGUUUGCCAAUAGCAUUUUGGAGGGAGAACCCAAGGAUGCGGAUUUGAUACGCGAGAAACUAGCUUAUAUCUUAAGGAGAAAGCAGAAGCUGCUGGAGCUUUCAGAGGAAAGGAAACAACGCCUCAUUCAAUCGCUGCAACUGCAGGAGUUCCUGAGGAGUCUCUACGAGAUUGAUCGCUGGCUGGUGCAGAAAUUACAGGUGGCUUUGGAUGAAAACUACCGGGAGCCGAGUAAUCUGCAGAGCAAGAUCCAGAAACAUGCUGCUUUUGAUGCUGAACUCCUCAGUAACUCUCCCCGCGUUCAGUCGGUCAUCCACGAGGGCGAGCGGCUCAUCCGCGGCGAGCACUUUGCCAGGGACGAGAUUGCCCAGCAGGUGCAACUCCUCGAGGGAGAUUGGCUCAAGCUGAAGGCUGCCUCGCAGACGAAGAAGGAGAAGCUGCAGCAGGCCCACGAUGCGCUGGCCUUCAAUCGCAGCGUGGAUGAGUUUAACAACUGGAUGGACGAGGUGGAGCUGCAGCUGAGCAGCGAGGAUUAUGGCAAGGAUUUGGCUGCUGUUAGCAAUCUCCUCAAGAAGCACGAACGCCUGGAGGCCGAUGUGGCCCAUCAUGGUGAAUUGGCGGAGCAGCUGAAGCAGAAGGAUGAGCAAUUCUUCCAGGCGGAUCACUUCCUGCGUCACGAGAUUCACGAGAGGGCCACUGUUAGCAUCAGGAGGUAUAAUACCCUCCAUGAACCUUUGGGGAUUCGCAGGGAGAACCUCGAGGAUUCCCUGAGCUUGCAGCAAUUCUUGAGGGAUGCUGAGGAUGAACUACAAUGGCUGGCGGAGAAGCAAUUGGUGGCGGGCUCCCAAGAUCUGGGCACUAGUCUCCUUUCCGUUCAGGGACUCCAGAAGAAACACAAUUCUUUGGAGGCCGAGCUCACCUCGCAGGAGCCUCUGAUUCAAGCACUCCUUCAACGAGGUCAGCAGAUGAUCCGCGACAAUCACUUUGCCAGCGAGCAACUGCAAUACAAAUCGGAGUUGCUCCAAAAGCAGCUCGUUCAACUGAGGGAUUUGGCUGCCAUUCGACGACUUCGUCUGCUGGACGCUGUGGAGAGUCAGCUGUUUUAUGUAGAAGCCAACGAAGCGGAUGCCUGGAUGAGGGAGAAACGUCCCGUUUUGGCCAGCAGCGAUUAUGGCAGAGAUGAGGUCUCCGUUCAGACGCAUCAGAAGAAAUUGGAGGUUCUCCAGAGGGAACUCAUUGCCUUUAAGCCCUCGAUAGAGAAGGUGGCCAAACUGGCCAAUGGAUUGAUUGAGCGAAAUCACUUUGAUAGCGCUAAUAUAGCCGAAAAGAAUGGGCAAGUAAACCAGCAAUAUGAGGACCUCCUCCGCUUGGCCAAGGAGCGUGAAUUGAGGCUAGGCGAGUGCAAGAAGCUCUUCGAGUAUUUGCGCGAAACUGAGGAGCUGCACGAGUGGGUGGGUGACCAGAUGGCCGUCACCGCUAGCGAGGAUUACGGCGAGGAUGUGGAGCACGUAGAACAGCUCAUCUUGGCCUUUGAAUCCUUUGUUUCCAACCUGAAUGCCAACGAGGCGAGGGUGGAGGCCUGCCUGGAACGAGGCGAUCGGCUCAUCCAGGAGAACAAUCCCUACAGAAGCUCCAUUAAAUCGAAACGAGAUGAAACCAAGCAGCUGUGGGAGGAGCUCAAGGAUCUGGUGCACGCUCGCCAGGAUGCCUUAGCAGGAGCCAAGCAAGUCCACGUCUACGAUCGCGUGGCCGAUGAAACCAUUCAGCUGAUCAACGAAAAGGAUGCCUCUCUCAUCUCCGAAGAUUACGGUCAGGAUUUGGAGAGCAUUCAAGCUCUCGGUAGGAAACAUCAGGUGUUUGAAUCCGAGUUAGUUGGCAUCCAGGGUCAAGUGGACUCCGUGCUCGCCGAGGCCGUCAAGCUGGGCGAAAUCUAUCCGGAUGCCAAGGAGCACAUCGAAGUGAAGCGAGACGAGACAGUGGAGGCCUGGACGGAUCUGAAGGAGAAGACGGCGGCGAGGAAGAACAAGCUCAGCCAGGCGGAGCAGCUGCAGUCGUACUUCGAUGAGUACCGCGAUCUGAUUGCCUGGAUCAAUGAGAUGCUCGCCAAGAUCACUGCUCCCGAAUUGGCCACCAGUGUGGCGGGAGCUGAGCUCUUAUUAGCCAGCACCAAGGAUCACGAUACGGAGAUCCGGUCGAGGGAUGAAACCUUUGCCAAGUUCGCCGAAAAUGGUCAGCAGCUGAUCAAGGAGAAGCACUUCCUCGCGCACGAAGUGGAGGACAAGAUCAAGGUCCUCCAGUCGCGUCACGAACUCCUCAAGCAAACUCUUCGCAAGCGUCGCGAGAUCUACGAACUCAAUUUGGACACCCAGCUGUUCCUUAAGGAUGCCGAGAUCCUGGAACAAUGGAUUAGCAGCAGGGAACCGCAACUAAAGGAUGCCAAACUGGGUGACUCCAUACCCCAGGUGGAGGAUCUCCUGCGUCGCCACGAGGACUUUGAAAAGACAGUGGCCGCUCAAGAAGAGAAAUUCCAGGCCAUCAAGCGGAUCACGCUGCUGGAGCAGCUCUUCCGUCACCAGCUGGAGCAGGAGAAGAUCAGCAAGCAGCAGGAGAAGGAGCGUCUGGAGAAGGAGCGCCUCGAGCAGCUGAAGCAACGGGAGCUGCAGCGACUGGCAGAUGAGAGGAGGCGGGCGGAGAAGCAGCACGAGCAUCGCCAGAAUGCCGCGUCGCAGGAGAAGACCCCGAUCUUCUCCUCACCCAUGGUUACGCCAGCGCAGACGAGUGGUUCCCAAUCUCCUGCCUUGGGACAGGUCCAACUGAGACCUCCUUUCGGGGAUGAGAACGAGCAUUCAGCGCUCCAGAAGAGCAGCUCCAGUGGCAUGUUCGGUGACCGCCUGCGUCGCGGAUCCGCCGAUGCGAAUGUGAAGCGGGCGGAGAGCAUGAAGGUGCAGCCCAAGCAGGCCAAGCGUACGCCAUCGUUCACCACGAGGAGGAGGGCUCAGUCCUUCCGGAAGAACCAGAAGGGCGAGGGAUUCGAUCUGCCGCCCGUUGAGAUUCAGGGAAGCUUGGAGCGCAAGCAUGGCCUGCAAUCGGGAGGAAAGAAAGCGCCCGUUCGUUCAUGGAAGCAAUUCCACACGGUGCUCUGCGGCCAGUUGGUGUGCUUCUUCAAGGACGAGAACGAUUUCCUGCAACAGAAGACGGCCACCGCUCCGGUUAACAUUUUGGGGGCCAAGUGCGAAAGAGCAGAGGAUUAUACGAAGAAGAAGUAUGUCUUCCGGCUAAAACUGCCCGACGGUUCGGAAUUCCUCUUCGAGGCUCCCUCGCUGGACAUCCUCAACGAUUGGGUGCGCAAGAUAUCCUUCCACGCCAGCCUGCCGCCGAACAUGCAGCUCCUCAGCUACGACGAGUCCAUGAAGCAACAGUCGAGCAGUUCGCCGGACAUCAAGGUCACGAGCAGCGUGGAUUCGCCAGUCAGCUCCCGCAACUCCUCGCCCGAUUCCCAGCGUCGCACCAGUGGUGGUCAGCCUCUGGAUGGAACUGCCACGCCCCAAAUGGCCUUCCUGCAGCGACAGAUGCAACAGCAGCAGCAGCAACAACAGCAGCAGCUAUCGCAGCCCAGUUCCCCUAGUUCACCCACCGCCGGAUUCGAUCAGAAGCCACCGAUCCCGCCCAGAGGAGCACCGCCAGUGGCCAGCCAUCGCCAGAGCCAGGAGAAUCUAGUUGUGAUGCGCAAUCGCCAAAGUUCCAGUAAUGACCUGCAACAAUCCGCCACUUUGCCCGCCGGUUUGACUGGAGUCCAGCAGAAUGGAAGCAGCCGGGAUGACAGCGCGGUGCUGACACGCAACAGCGAGGCCAGGCAAUCAGAUAAUCCGCCGCCAUUGCCAACGACGAUGCCACCGGUGGGUGGCCAUCCCCAUCAGCACACCCAUUCCCAUCAGAAUGCUCAGGUUCAGCAGAGGAUCAAUGCCUUCAAUGCGGCAGCGAGUCAGAGUCAACCGGAUUUCUAUAAUAACAAUGCGGCGAGGCAGCAGACGCAGAGGAUUCCCUCGGGGAGGAUCGACUCCACGAGGAAGUUCAUCGAGAUGGAGGCGCACAACAAUAAUGGAGGCACUACUACCAGCACUACUAGCAGUCCCAAGAGGAUACUCAACUAUUCCAGCAGCGGGGCCAGCAGCAAUGGCAACGGUAAUGUGAAGCUGGGAACGACCACGAUCACCAGCAACUCCUCCUCAACCACCACCACCACCACAACACACCACCAAGUGACCUCCUCCUCGAGCAGUCGCACGGUGUGGCAUCUAACCUCAUCGCCCACCUCAUCGACCAAAUCAUCAUCAACCGGGGGCUCCGGGGAGCCUAGCCAUGCCAUCAGUAAUCCAAGCUAUAUGGGUCUGCAUCUGAAUAACAAUAACGAUACAAUCGGAAUUGGACUCGGUGGUUGGGGAAACACCCGCUUCGAGAGCAACCGACCUGUGUCCCUGCAGCCCGACUCCAUCAGCUUCUCACGCGUUUCCGCGGAGAGUUCCAGCGAAAGCGAGGCCCAGUCCAUCUCCUCCGUGUCCGGGGUGAAGGGCAGCAGCAGCAAGGGAACCAAGGAGGAGCGCCGCAGCGGCAUGUUCCGCAUCUUCGGACGCAAGGGCGACAAGGAGAAGGAGAAGGACAAGGACAAGCGCCGGUCGAGUCAAGUCCCGCCACAGUGAAAACAUAUUCAACUCUAAGCCACCGUUAUAACUAUCAGUUCAACCAGGCCGAAUUGUUUUUGUAUUUUUUAUAUACACCAUAAUUAUUUAAUUUGUAUUCGCCAUGGGCAAACAAAUUUCAAAAAGCAAACAAAAAACCAACCACUAAACGAAACAAGAAAUGAAAAAGUUGAAAAAUCUAAAGUGUCUACUUAAAGCUAAAGCGACAAAUGAAAGUAUAAAAGAAAUAUUAUAUAUAUAUAUAAAGUCAAUGUUUUAAUUGCAUUAUAAAAUGUAUUUGUAAGUUUGUUCGUUGUAUGAUUAA
Messenger RNA from Drosophila takahashii, 13517 nucleotides. It is a transcript of the gene kst, whose product is annotated as spectrin beta chain, non-erythrocytic 5 kst. Gene Ontology annotation, molecular function: phospholipid binding; actin filament binding. Gene Ontology annotation, biological process: actin cytoskeleton organization. Lineage: Eukaryota; Metazoa; Arthropoda; Insecta; Diptera; Drosophilidae. The record is from RefSeq and is a predicted model, not a curated record. Gene Ontology annotation, cellular component: plasma membrane; cell projection; cell junction.